Paramacrobiotus metropolitanus is the source of this 1940-nucleotide messenger RNA. RefSeq names its product histidine--tRNA ligase, cytoplasmic-like. Gene Ontology annotation, cellular component: cytoplasm; mitochondrion. The record is from RefSeq and is a predicted model, not a curated record. Gene Ontology annotation, biological process: mitochondrial translation; histidyl-tRNA aminoacylation. Gene Ontology annotation, molecular function: histidine-tRNA ligase activity; ATP binding. NCBI's taxonomy places the organism in Eukaryota, Metazoa, Tardigrada, Eutardigrada, Parachela, Macrobiotidae.
UUUUCCAUCGUUGAUUUCGUCGAAUUUCUUUUUGAUUUUGUUACUACCAGCUACCUGUCUGGAGUAUUGUGGAUUUUAUAAAGAGCGAAUAUCUGUGCUAAAUAUGGAAGCUCCAACGAAUACGCCAGCAGCGGACGGUGUCCGGCCGGAUGUCGUGGAGAACGGCGUGGGCUCGGGAGAUUGUCAGAAAAACGCCGAACAACUGGCCAAAUUGACCCUCGACAAACCGGAGAAGCCCCAGAAAAAGGGCGGUCCCCGUCGCCCUCAGAAGACGCCCCUGUCCCCCACGGAGUCCAAAGACGACACCGCGGGGGAACAUGCCGCCGGGAAAUUGAUCCUCAAGAAUCCCAAGGGUACGCGGGAUUUCAAUGGACAGCAGAUGGCCAUUCGGGAGAAGGUGUUCAGCAUUAUUACGGAUUGUUUCAAACUGCACGGAGCGGAGAAUAUCGAUACACCCGUGUUUGAGCUGAAAGAAACGCUAACGAACAAGUAUGGUGAAGAUUCCAAGUUGAUUUACGAUCUGGCCGAUCAGGGCGGAGAAAUGCUGUCGCUGCGUUAUGAUCUCACGGUUCCUUUAGCGCGGUACUUGGCCAUGAAUAAAAUCACGAACAUUAAACGAUACCACAUCGCCAAGGUGUACCGUCGUGAUAAUCCAUCAACCGCCCGCGGUCGUUUCCGCGAGUUCUACCAGUGUGAUUUCGAUAUCGCCGGUCAGUAUGAUCCCAUGCUGCCGGAUGCGGAGUGUCUGCGCGUCACAGCGGAAAUCUUGGGGAAACUGCAAAUUGGUGACUUCGUGAUCAAGGUGAAUCACAGAGAAAUCCUUGACGCCAUGAUGGAGCAGUGUGGCGUGCCGAAGGAUAUGUUCCGCACAAUCUGUUCUUCCAUUGACAAACUGGAUAAGACGCCCUGGGAUGAAGUGCGCAAUGAAAUGGUCAAUGAGAAGCAUCUGGACCCGGCCGUGGCCGAUAAGAUUCACCACUACGUCGGACUCCGGUCGGAAGGCAAUGCCGGUUCCUUUGUGGAUAUGCUGCUGAAUGAUCCUCUGCUGGGCCAGCACGAAUCGUGUCGGCAAGCGUUGGAGGCCAUGCGGCAGCUGCUGGGGUACUGCGAUCUGUACGGGAUCGGCGGGGUUAUCUGUUUUGAUCUGAGUCUGGCCGGAUUGGAUUACUAUACCGGAGUGAUUUAUGAAGCCGUUUUACAAGGCCAUGUCGCGGGAAUGGCGGAGAGCGUGGGCAGUAUUGCCGCCGGCGGACGCUACGACAAUCUGGUGGGGAUGUUCGACGCCAAAAUGUCUACCAAGGCCAAACAGGUGCCCUGUGUCGGAGUCAGUAUCGGCAUCGAGCGGAUCAUGGCCAUUAUGGAAGCGCGCGCGGAGGAGAAGAAGGAGAAGCACCGCUCGGUGGAAACGGAGGUGUACGUCGUGACGGCGCAGAAGAAUCUGUUUCUCGAACGGCUCAAGAUCUGCCGGGAACUGUGGGACGCUGGAAUUAAGUCAGAGCAUUCCUACAAGCAGAAUCCCAAAUUUCUCGUUCAACUGCAGCACUGCGAGGAGAACGGAAUACCCUGGGCGGUUAUUCUAGGUGAAUCGGAAUUGCAGAAUGGUCUGGUCAAACUGAAGAACGUCGCCACUCGCGAUGAGGUGGAGGUCAAACGGGACGAACUGGUCAGCGCCAUCCGUGAGCGGUUAAAGCCGAGUGGAAAUUGAGAAGAACUGGAUUCGAUAGUUUUUUUAUUAUUUAAUGUUAGCGUGAUGCUGGGUCGGUGCUGAGCGAUUAGGCGACAUUGGCUGGUUUGAUGCGGAGACGGCGCUGUUGACGCCGCGUUUGACGAGGGCGUGUGACGUCCGCCAGGAAUGUAGCUGAGGGUGUGCCUGCCCGGAAAUGAGAAACAUUAUGUUGCGAAAGUGUUGUUCUGUUCAGAAACGAAUUAAAGCGAUACAA